Messenger RNA from Periconia digitata, 1128 nucleotides. Lineage: Eukaryota; Fungi; Ascomycota; Dothideomycetes; Pleosporales; Periconiaceae. The record is from the annotation of a GenBank genome assembly.
ACCAAUCAAUUCCGACUGUACAGUACAAUGCUUAUCCAAACGCGAACCACCACCACGGCAGCCUUAUGGCUCGCCUACGCCAGCAGCCCCAUCGCAGCAAUCCCAAGCUCUUAUUCUACUUCUGCCCCUAAUGCGACUGCGCAACUCCGCACCUGGCCUGCUGAGGCAGCGCAAGCCCUUGGGAAUAUGAUUACACGAAAUGCGAACCAAAGCAACUACGCAGUCUUCGAUAUGGACAACACCAGCUACAAGAACGAUCUUGAAGAGUCGCUGCUUCCAUUCUUGGAAAAUCGCGGCAUCCUUACUCGCGACAAUCUGGACCCCAGUUUGAAAUUGAUCGACUUCAAGGAUACUGCCAAUUUCACCGAAUCGCUAUACAGUUAUUAUAACCGACUGUGCGAGGUUGAUGAUAUGGUUUGCUAUCCUUGGGCAGCUCAGGUCUGGUCCGGUUUCACCCUUCGAGAGUUGAAGGGCUACGUGGAUGAGCUCAUGGCUCUCAACACAUCGAUCCCGACUCAGUAUUGGGAUGGCGAUGAAGUCACCACGAGUAGCGUAGACCCGCCCAAAAUCUUCACUGGUCAGGUGGAGCUCUACAACACCCUCAUGGCCCAUGGCAUCGAUGUAUACGUCAUCAGUGCCGCGCACGAGGAACUGGUGCGAAUGGUUGCAAGCGACCCCAAGUAUGGGUACAAUGUGCCUCCGCAGAACGUCAUUGGCGUCACCACUAUGCUGCGCAAUGCUACCUCGGGACACCUCACGACUGCGCGGAAACAGAUCACAGAGGGCAAUUACGACCCUGAGGCCAACAUGGAUCUUGUCCUAGGGCCUUACCUAUGGACACCUGCUACGUGGUUCUCUGGGAAAUGGGCUGCUAUUCUCACGUACAUUGAUCAGUGGAAGAGACCUAUACUGGCAGGAGGCGAUACACCUGGAAGCGAUACUUAUAUGCAUAUCCAUGGUGUUGAUACCGACAAAGGAGGCAUUCAUUUGUGGAUCAACCGGAAGGAGAAGUACUUCGAGGAGCUACAGAAAAUCAUUGCGGAGGAUGCGGAGGGGCAGAGAGCAAACAAUAGAGAGGUCACGGCGGACAAGAACUGGGUUGUUGUGAAGCCGGAAGAUAUCUUGUAG